AUGGCAGUAUCCCUGCCAACAUUCCCACCAUUCGAUGUCCACAGCGACGCCUCCUCCACCGUUGUCCGCUGGAAAAAAUGGCUUCAGCGGUUUGAAAACAUGAUGAUCGGGCUCAACAUGAAAGACGAUCUGAAAAGGAAACGAGCUCUGCUUCUUCACUAUACUGGUGAGGAGAUUAACGACAUCUUUGAAACUCUGCCAGACACUGGGGAGGAAAACAAUUAUCAGGCAGCUAUUGAUGCUCUAAACGCACAUUUCACUCCUACGGCCAAUUCGGAAUUCUCGAUUUACUGUUUUCGUCAAGCCAAACAGCAGCCAAAUGAAACCCUCAACACGUUACAUACAAGGCUACAACAGCUGGCGAUGCCGUGUAGCUUCACAGACAACAACAAAGAAGUCAAGACCCAAAUCAUCCAAGCGUGCACUUCUCACAAACUUUGCCAUAGUGCCCUACAACACCCUGAAUGGUCGCUCUCGAAUCUCCUGAGCUCAGGCAGAGCCAUGGAACUGGCCAACAAACACGCCGCAGACAUCGAGCAGCCGCUCGAAGCGUUGUCGGUGAACCGUAUACACGCAAAACAGAUGCAUGAACACAGCAACAAUCCAAGAAAUGGUCAUUGGACACGCACGCAAACUGGCAAGACGUGUUAUUUCUGUGGCGAUAAAUAUCCCCACACUUCUCACUGCCCUGCCAAAAGCAAGUAG
Pocillopora damicornis (cauliflower coral) is the source of this 705-nucleotide messenger RNA. RefSeq lists its product as uncharacterized. The record is from RefSeq and is a predicted model, not a curated record. Lineage: Eukaryota; Metazoa; Cnidaria; Anthozoa; Scleractinia; Pocilloporidae.